GUUAAAAAUGGCGAAUGACGAUUGACAUUUCGGACUUUAGUACUUUGAAUUUUGCUAAUAUUUACGAGGCUUAAAAAUGGGAGACUUCCAUUUAAACUGACGCUUUGCUAAAUCUGUGGAGAAAUAAUUCGACAGAAACGGUAAAGGUGUUAUUGAAAGGGAAAGCUACCAGCUAAAGAAUGAGUGACGAUGGUGAAGAGGAAAAACAUCCUCCUUCCCUUAAAUCGCCUCCCAAACCUCCUAGACCUCCUCCACCAACGAGCAACUGCAAAUUACCUCGUCCUCCAAGCAUUCAACAGCACCUAGAAGCUAUACAAGGCCUCAAAGCCGAUCGAGUUCGCUGGUUUGUGAAGGAGGACAAGAAAUGGCAACCUUUCAAUGGCUGUGAUUCGUUGUCUAUUGAAAACUGUUAUCGCAAAAUCUUGGACCUUGAGAUAAGGGAGGAAGACAGCAGUAAAAUCCUCAAUACUUCCUCCAUCUAUGAAAUGCCAACUGUAAAAGGAGGGUUGUAUGAGGUGGAUGUAGUUGCUAGGGAAUGCAAACCCAUAUAUUGGAAAGGUUAGUGAAAUUGCUGAUGCAGCAUAUAUGUGUUGUGGUUCAAUUUUAUCCUUGGUUUAAUUUUUAUUUCCCUUUGUUUUAAACUAAUUUUAAUUUUUAUUUCCCUUUGUUUUAAACUAAUUUUCCAUGCAUCACCAUACCCCAAAACAAAGGGAAAUAAAAUUUAAACCAAGGAUAAAAUUGAACCACAACUAUAGUGAUAGUUGUAUUAAGUAGACAUCCCCUGGACCCCGUGUACGACAAACACAGACUGCAGACUGGCAGGUAAACGAGGUAAACAUCCUUUUGAAAUGCUCUAAGAGAUUCCCUAUCCCUAAAUAGACUUUUCGAAGACUGAAACUUUAGGGAUGGGGAAUCUGUUAGAGCAUUUCACAACAAUGUUUACCUUGUUUACCUGCCAGUCUGCAGUCUGCGUUUGUCGCAGAGCACCUGGACCCUCACUAUGAAUGAAGUGAAUGAAUGAAAUGUUGCAGCGGAGAGGAAAACAGACAUGUUCUCUUUACGUAAUACAUCAAAUGUUAACAGUAAGCACAGACAUCAGAAAUUAUACAAGGCUGGUGCCCCUGGCAGCUGCUAGUGGUACAUUUACUAGCCUGAGAAAAGACAUUAAUUUUUGUGAUGCUACCACUGGUUUCUCUGCAAAAUGGUGUCUGAGAAACAAGCCGAGAAAGUCCAUACUAAUGACGCGUCACUACUGGGGUUACUAGCUGCCCAGAUCUGGGUAGUCCUUCGGGUUGGCUGAAACUUUUGUUUGCUUCAACCAAUCAGAAGUAGUACCCAGAUCUGGGUAGUGAUGCAUCAUCAUAUGGAAUUUCUGCAUUCAUUUCUCUGACGUCAUUUUACAGGGAAACCUGUGGUGGUGUCACAAAAUGUUGGCUGGUUUCUCAGGCUAUCCAUUAACAAGCUUAGUGUAACCAACCUAACCAAUAAUAAUUGGUUAUUGGUUAAUUAUUACAUGGUUCACACAGGCCUAGAAAAGUCCUUGAAAAUUGAAAAAUUGUGGUAUAUCGUCGAGAAGUCCUUGAAUUUUCCACAGACAUCCUUGAAUAUUUUUGAAAGUUCCUUGUAUAAUAAAUAACCUUUGUUAAAAAAGGUGUUUUGCACAAAGGAAAGAUUGAAAGCACAGGGCACGCAAAUUUUCUUGGUGAUCAUGAAAGUGUGUUUUCUUAUGAUUUCAAUGUUCCUGGCAUAGUUAAUUUUCCGUUAUUUAAGUACCCUAGGAACCCUGCCUUCCUGGGGUAAGGUAUUGCAGUUAGCAAACCCCCGUCUACCUGCGAAUUUGAAAGGUCUUUACUUCAUGUCAUUCUAUGUCAAAUUGCAAGGAAAAGAAAUUCUUGAAAAAUUGAUUAUUUUAGUCCUUGAAAAGUCCUUGAUUUUUCCCUGUAAAAUUCUGUAUGAACCAUGUAUUAUUAGAUGAAUGAUUUGGGCAAUGAGGUAGAUUACACCAUCGGGGAAACUUGCCCUUCCCUUUUAAACAGUAUUGUGGGUUCUUGUACACCCCACUUUGAUUUGACCAAUGAAAGAAGGAUGAAGGAGACAGGUCCAGUGGCUUGACAUCGGUGCUCAAUAACCCAAUCAUGUGAACUGAAACAAGAGGUCUUAGAUCACAGCAAGCAUGAUCUUACCAGUUUAUUAAGACCCUGAUUGGUGGUCUGGCUGGGUUUUUAACCUGUGUUCUUGUGCUCGGCAAACUGGCUCUUUUCCGACUAAGUUAACUGGGUGACAGAGAGGAAAAAAUUGAAUCUUAAUGAUCCUCAUGUCCACUUACAGUAUGGGAUCAACUUAAAGCAGGUAUCACAGCAUCAGAAGAAAUUAAAGUCAGCUAUACAAGAGCUUGCCAAAUGUUUCCUUUUUCCAAUACAACAUAUUACAAGGCAAUGAUUUUUUAUGAAGUCUGAACUCACUGAAAAAAGUCUAAUUUAUGUGUUAAACCAUUCUUUUACAAUACGUAGCCACCCAUGCAUCCAAAAUUCAAAACCCAUUUUUCCAAAUAAAGCCUGACCAUGGUUGUAACUCAAUGUUAGUCAGCAUUAUUAAGGUUGCAAGAUUACAGUUCUUCAAUUUUUUCAAGUUUUUCUUCAUGAAGGAAGCAAAGGUUUGUGUGCAGUCUCUGAAGGAAUUAUUUUUCAUCACAGGCAAUGCUCUGGCAGUUUGCCGAGGAACGUGGUUCACUGGAUCUGGAGCACCUGAGUUGUGGCAACCUAUUGUUGAGGAAGAUGCAGAGCAGAUAGAGAUGUCACAUCAGACCAUUUGGAGGUCUAUGGUGAGUCCUGACUGAACAAAAAACUGUGUAGAGUAUUGUAAAAGCAGUACAUGUAAAUGCUGUCGCUCAGCAAGUUUGUGCGCUUACCAAAACAAUUUUGGUAGUUCAAAAGUUCUAGUUUUUAAUUGAGGCCCUUGUAGGGGGAGUGUGUAUGUUACAGGUCAAAAUUAAUUUCAGGUUAAUGUUCUUUAACCUCGGUUGAUUCUCAAUUUCCUUUGUCUCCUAGCCUUAAUUAUUCAUGAAUUAGAAUCAACCUACAGUCUCCGUCAAAAUAAUUAUUGUUGCAGACACUUUGCUGUCUUCUUGCCCUCUCAAUGUUUGUUUGCAAGAUUUGGUGAGUCAACGUGAUAAAAAACAUUUGGAGGAUGAGGUUACGAGCCAGAAGUGAAAAAAGAGCAUUGGGUGGAAGUGUCCAAACUAUUUUUGUCUGAGACUGUAGAUUAAAAAAUGUUAACCUGAAUUUAAUUUUGACCUGUAACACAUUAUGUCCCUAGUCCGAAUUUCAAAUAUGGUCGUUUCUUGGUCUGAGGAGUCGACUAUGUCCUUGUGGGUAUUCAACCCAUCUUUAUGUCAUUUGUUGCUAUUUUAUGUACUUUUAGUUAGUCUUAUUUCACUUUUUCAAAACCAUGUCGCUUGUCAGAAUUUUAUUUCAUCAGGGCCUUUAAUUAAUUGAGGUGAGGUUACCCUUUAAGCCCCAGUACCUGGUUACAAAUUCUCCCAACUGAUCUCUAUACAUUUCCUUACUGAAUCAGCUGGGAGAAAUUGAUAAAAGAUCAGAGCAUUUUCCCUUUCGUGAUUAUUUUAUUAAUUCUCAUGACCUUUUCUCUUGAUUGAGUAUUGAUCACGUUAGGAGAACAUUGAUGUUGAUCGCUCCUGGGACUUUAAGGUUUAACCUCAGGCUAAUGUUGCCAGUGGGUUUGACCCAUUUUGGAGACUCUGCAUGGGUACCUCUGAUAAAUUCAAAGUUGCUUGUUUAAUAUUGAUGAGCUGAUGACCUUAAAGAUUAAAGCAAUAUUUGCAUUGCCAUUGCUGAUCAAGGCUACCAGUUUUAGUCAUAUGACAGAAAAGAAGUCUACCAAAAUUAAUAGUGUGAUGCACAUUCACAGUUUUUGUUUUGCUUCUUGAAUUAUUGCUUUUUUGAUUUCCUUGUUUCCCUCAUUUCAUUGUUGUUGCUCAAGCCUGCUAGUAAUGCUACCACACAAAACAAAAUUAUUCUUUGAUGUACAAGCAAUGAUUUCUUUGAACAUUGAUGAUUUGAUGGAAAAUGCGUAAAAAAAGAGAUGUUCGCAGGUACUUAUACGUAGGCUAAGUUUUGCACAUAAUCUGAGUAGUAUCCUGUGGCAGAUCCAGGGUCAUUUAAACAUAUAUAUUUUGCUCGUUUUAUUAAAUUUUAUGCAUCAAACUUUUUCAGUUGUAUAAGUUGUGUCCUACUGUUGUUUAAGAACAGAUUUGUUUCCUUGUAGGGUCUUCAUGUUGGACCAGAUGAAAGUGAAAGAACAGUUUCUGAACGACAAGGUAAUGGCUGUUUUGUGUAAAAAAAUAUUGCACUAGAAUUUUGAAUUGCCAGUACUUUCUUUCUUCCUGUAAAAUUAUUGUAACGUUUCAAUUUGUCUCAUGCAAGUUAAAUGUCCAUUAUAAUGUAGUUAAAUUGCUGGGGGCAAAUGAAAUAAUCAUUUUUAAUUCUGUAUUGUUUUAUUCUGUUUCUGUUUUUGUUGCUAUUAACCUGAUAUCUGCUAAGGACCUCUAGUAGUGCUUAACCCUUUAAGCCCCAAGAUCCACAUACAAAUCAUGACAUUUCUUUUAAGAAUGGUUGAGAGAAAUAUUUGGUUUAAGAUCAAAGCAUUCUCCCUAUGGUAAUCAAUUUAGUAAUUCUCAUAACCUUUACUCUUGAUGAUCGGCUGAUGUUGUUAGGAGAAAAUUGAUGCUGGUCACUCUUGGGGCCUGAAGGGUUAACCUUGAGGAAAACACUUCCCAGACCUCCAUGUAUACCUUGAAUAAUUAGUAGGCCAAACAAAUUUGUGUAAUUCCUAUGUUUUCAGGACUUGGCCGACUCAAUUUGAAAGGCUUUUAUGUGGAGUGGAAUGACAUCACAGAUGUGUGGCUGUACUGGGAUGACAUGAAAUCUAGAAUCAUAAGAAAUGUUGGUGAAAGGAUUGGGUUUUCGUCAGGUACGAUGACAAUAACAGUAUUAUUAAAAUUGCUAAAAACAAAACUUACCUAAUAAUUGCUCGCUCCCCUUCAUAAGCUGAAGCCGUCUUCAAAAGUUAUUUUUAUGCAAAAAAAUAAAGUUAAGUUUAAAAUGAGUUUGUGGUUUCUUCCUAGUAGUGUACACCAAUGAAAUCUUUUCACUGUAUAGCCUGUUCCAGGCUUUCAGAAAGUGGGGCUUGGGCUAAAAAUAAAGUGAGCAAAAAAAAAGAGUAUUAGGGAGAGUAGAGAGAGAAUCCCAUCCCCACUCUCUCCCUUGUUAUUAUUAUUAAUUUUUUUGCUCACUUUAUUGCCCGGCUAUCUUAACCCCUGGAAAAGGCUAUUUGGGUAAAGCUUGUUUAUAACCUGCACUAUCAUGCAUUGAUUUUUAGCAAAUAAGGCCCAGUUUAAUUAAUUCCUUUAAUUAAGUACAUAAAGAUAUCAAUGUUUGAAUCAAUCAAGUUUGGGUCAACCCAUGAAUUAAGAUUGAGUGGCCACAUGGAAAUUUUGACUGUGGAGCAACUUCGUUUGAAAGGUCGAACCUCUCAUGUUCUGAACCUUAAGCAUAAAUUACUAUAAUAAUUAUUUAUUUUUAGUGAUAAGCAUUGUACACCAUUGUACAUCGUAAAAAUGAAUCGAGACUGGCUACUUAAGUUAUGUAAGUUCAAUGUCUGAAUCAACCGUUGGACUUGUAUCAUUUGGGUCGACCGAAAUAGGUGUUAAGUUUGGUACAUGAAAAAUUUGACGCUUGAACUUGACCUAAAAUAACUUGACAUAGAGUCAUUCAUCUUUUGGGGGUAACCUUCACAUCACUAUUUCAUCAUUAAUAUUCAUAUGAUGCUACUUUUUCUGAAUAUGCUAUUAACAGUAGACUGUUAAGGUCUGAAAGUUUUGGCACCACAGACUGUAUGCGGUGAUUUUCUAACAGCAGGAAAAGUUUCCUAAAACCUAUUUUCGAUUGUGAGAUUUUUCAGAAGCAGUCACCAACACAGAGGAUUUCAAUAGAAUACAAAAUAAUUUGGUCCUUUUACCACUAUUGAUUAUUAAUAAUGGUAAUAGGACGUACAGAGUCCAAUUCAGUCUGUAAUCAUACGAGUGAUUAUCAGAAUCAGUCAACUGCAUAGCAAGAGUCUUAUUUGUUAAUCACGAGUACGAUUACAGACCGAAUUGGACAACAUGAAGUUCUGUUACCAAUUAAUCAUAACUACAAACAAAUUUGUGAUAUUUUAGGCUCUUUUCUAAUUAUUAAAACCCAAGAAGUUCUGAGAGUUUUUUUUUGCUAGAAGUGAAAAAAAGCCAUUUCAGCCUGCGUGAUGGUGUGUACUGUCCUGUUAGUGCUGAACUCAGGACAGAGAUUUGAGAAUUUUGUUACAGUUAUGAUUAAUGUAGUUAUUGUCAAGAGCAUUUAAAACUUCCAAUGAAACAUUGUCCAUUGAUUGUUUCAUUAGGGGCAGCUACUCAGCUUCAUCGUGGAUACCAUACAGAUGCCAGCCCUGAUGACAGGCCUCAUGAUAUCACUCACUUGGUGUUUGUCGUCCAUGGCAUUGGACAGCUGCUUCACAUGAGCAAUAUUGUUAGGAGUUGUGCUGAGUAAGCUUCUUACUUCACUUUUGAUUCAGAAUUUUUUAAUUUAAAGUGGCAGGGCUGAAAGCCGGUAAGGGUCAUGGGCCUUGGAUUUCCACUUGCUACUGUUUGUAAGACCUGCGGCUACUUUCAAGGAAAGUUAGCCUGAGAAAACAAUGCCACCACAGGUUUCCCGGCAAAAUGAUGUCUGAGCAACGACUGCGGAAGUUCCUUGCUGGUGACAUUCCCUACCCAGAUAUGGGUAGUGCUUCUGAUUGGUUGAAGGAAAUUUCCCAUGCGACAUGACCAAUCGGAAGCACUACGCAGAUCUGGGUAGUGAUACAUCAUCAGUUUGGAAUUACUGCAGUCAUUGCUCAGAUGUCAUUUUGCGGGGAAUCCAGUGGUGGCGUCAAUAUUGGCUGUUUUCUCAGGGCAAUAGAGGAAAGUAGAACCAAAGAACUUCCUAGCUGUUCAAUUCCUUACCUACUUGUUGCUUAUAAUACUCUGGCAAGGCAACUUACUUUUGUUUCUGCCCAUUUUUCAGUGUUUUGAUAUAUUCAGUGAUGGAACACUCUUUCCAGAGUUCAGUGCACCAUUCCCACAUUCCUGUGAAUAAAUUAAAGCUCUAUAAUUUUGAGGCUUGGUGCAACAAAAUAGUUAUAGUGAUUUCUAUGGAAUUGUUCACCCAAGCUUCCACCUCAUUUCAUUGUGUGCUUACUAGAGCAGAAUAUGAGGAUUUAUGUUGUUCAAUUUUUGUCCAACAUUAUGUAACACCUGACAGCCUUCGACAUGGAGCAACUACUGUUCUAGGAAAACAACCUGAUAUUCCUCAAGAGAAGCGGGUGGAGUUUAUUCCUGUGGAAUGGAGGUCAUCGCUAAAAUUGGAUGAAGGUAAAAAUAUCUCAGUGUAAUCAACAGUACCACAGGAAAUACUGCCCAGUAACGUUCAUCUGAAUGGUCACACUUUAGGAUUUCAUCCACAGACUCUGAGUUAGAACCACCUUGUACAGCAUAAUAAACAGUACCACAGGAAAGUACUGCUCAGUAGCUUUCAUUUGAAUGGUCAGCUCAGUGAAAUUCAUACACCAGUCUCAGUAGUUAGAAGUACAUGUUUCCAUAUCCUUGUUUUAGCCAGUCGAAGGGCUAUGCUGACAUGUCCCUACGCAAUCUCGAUAUGUCCCAACGCAAUCCCUACGAACAGUUGUGACUGAAAGUUCCAACUAUAAACACCGUUUCGUUUGGAGACCGUGUGUUCAGCGUUACAGCGCCGAAACCGUGGAAAUCUGUUUCAUUUGAAGUUUGAUCUGCUGAAAACUUUGUCUUGCUUCUUUUUCUGUGGACCUUGACAUUAUUGCACUUUUUUAUUGUUAAUAUUCUCUGUUUCUAGUUUUUAGGGUCUUAAAUGUUUAUCAGAUUUUAUAUUCUUUUAUUUUUUGCAGUCCCAAUAUUUCUUGUUAAGCGCUUUAGAGCCAUGUAUAAAGCGCCAUAUAAAUAGUGAAUUAUUAUUGUUAUCAUAAACUGAGUACUGUUUAACUGUUGAAGGUACCAUUGAGUGUAUUACACCAUCGUCUGUGUCUGGUCUGCGGAAGGUACUAAACACAAGCAUGAUGGACAUCAUGUAUUACACAAGUCCGUUUUACAGAUAUGAGGUACAAAAUGAUAAAUCAACCUACUUUGCCACUGGAGCUAUGCCACUUGCAAGCCAUCACAUUCCACGCAUGUCUCUUGAAGCGUGGGGCAAGAACUAAAGGCCCUUAAAGAAAACUCAAACAAGCUCAACCCACAUGCAGUAUCUCUCUCUUCCGCCGGGCCCCACCCGCUUUCUUUUUCCCUCUCCCCAGUCUCUCUACAACACGAAAGGGAGCUUAAGCAAAGACGACGGCGACGUCUACGAAAACGUCGUUUGCGCUGCUUCAAACUUUAUCGCGCUUAUUCCAUCUCGUUUACUCAGUCAAAUGUUGGUAAAUUUUUUUGGAGUUGGAUUCCAAAGGACUCUAUCAAAGUUCAAGAAAAGAAAAAGAAACUUGUUGUCUUGUGUUCCCGUCUUCGACAAAACGUGAAAUUAGGCACUUUCACGUCGUAGUCGUGCAACGAUGACUAAGAAAUGUACAAAAAAGUGUGAUGCACAUGCAAAGUUGUUGUUUUGCCAAUCUAAACCUAUUGCUUUUUUGCGGUUCUCGUUGCCGUCGCCGUGGUCGUCGUCGUCUUUGCUUAAGCUCGCUAAAGAAACCUCUCCGGAGGAGAAAGCCUACAUAUUACCGGGCCAUAUUGUGUAGUUACAGAAAAUAACCACACUGACUCCCCCACAGAAUCAAGAGAUUGGAAAUUCCAGGGGGAGGAGGUGUGUAAAGCUUAAUUAGAAUUUGUGCUGGGGGGGGGGAGGUCGUAGAAAAGUCCCUUCCCUAGGUGAUUAAUGAGAACUUCCCUGAGAUGCCCCCAUGUCCAAGCUGUGUGGUUGAAGGAGUGAGUGUGCUGCGGGAUAAAGGUUUUUGAUGAUGGCAGAUUGUUUUCCCUUGCGCAGAUAAUCCUGAAGAGCAGUGUGUGAAGAAAUCUUCUUGGGAGUCUUUCUUCAUACCUAGUAUCUUAAAUUGGUGGGAGUAUCCGCCACCCCUGUGUGAAAGGCAUAAGAGCAUUAGUGCUAUGCUACACAUCAGAGCAUCUUUCUCAAUAAUCAAGUAGAGCAAUGUCAAAUUGUAUUUUUUGUUAGUUAUUUAAUCGGGAAAAUAUUUCCGUUUUUUAAUGCUAAUACUACAGGUCGGAAAAUUUUUCAAGUGUCCGAGGAAGCACUUUUUUCGAGUAAACAUUGUACUAGUAAUUGAACUGUACUGUCUGACUUAGGGCGCUUUUCAUUGUCAGAAGUGACCGGCCAGACCGUUCUCAUCGAAAUGAGAAUUUCACUUUUAAACAAAACUAUCCAGCCAGAUUAAUCAAAUAGAUGGUUUUCAGCAAAACCUCUUGGAGAAAGCCUAUUUCAUUGUUAAACUUACUGGUCCAGCCAUGGUCCGGCUUGGCUCAUUCUCCAAUCUUGGGUGUCUCGAUGCGCCUGCGGUACUCCCCACCAUUGCUGUGGCGGAUCCAGGGGCGGGGCCCGGGGGGCCCGCCCCCCCCCCCCCCAUUAUCUCAAGGUCUGGAUCGGCUCUGUAUUGUGUGGGAGCAUGGAGAAACACUCAAGGCUAAGACUGAGCCUAUGGUCCCGCCGGCCAGUUCUGACUUUUGGAAAGCGCCCUGAGUUAUCCUUUUGUUACCUUUCGUUGCAGAUCAUUGACGGAGUAAGAGAUGAAAUGAAUCGCUUAUACAACAUGUUCUGCUCUAGAAAUCCCUCAUUUCUGGAAAAAGGCGGCAAAAUUUCAAUUUUAGCCCACUCACUCGGCAGUGUCAUUGCGUACGACAUCUUAACUCUCUGGGAUAUUGAGUUAAGACACCUAUCCCACGAUUCAACAACUGGGACAGGCUUUCUCACUGAAAGCCUGCAUUAUCUGCGGUCAGUUACCAGUAGAGGUAGUGUUGAAGGCAUGGAGACUAGUGCUGAGGGUAAAAGAAAAGAGAACUUGAGAGUAGAGUUAGCCAAGGCUCGCAGUCAAGUCAUGAAACUUGAGGCUAUGAUAGCAAGUGAAGUGGAACAUGAAUCACAUGGUGCAAACAAUGGUUCAAACGAAUGCCCCUAUGCUCUGAAAUUUAAGGUGUGCGUGAUGAGGUUAUGCCAUAAUUAGUGUACUAAUGGAAGCUGUUUGCAGUCAACUCUGUCUGAGACCUCUGCGCUAGGAUGGAAGCCUUGGACCUGGCACUACGUGUCUGUCUUAGAGAGAUGUCGGAUCAUUAUUUCUGGGAAACUGCCCACCUACCCCUCCCCUAAGCCAACAUUAACACUUACUUCUUACUUAGGGGAAAAUGCUGGCUUAGGGGAGGGGUAGUUGGGCAGUUUCCCCUCUUUUUCCUGGUAUUCUUUUCCUCCCGCCGGCCAAAUACCAAAAAAGGGGACAAAAUGCCCACCUACCCCUCACCUAAGCCAGCAUUAACACUUACUUCUCACUUAGGGCAAAAUGUUGCUUUAGUGGCGGGAUAGCUGGGCAGUUUCCCAGAAACUUAUAACGAUCCAAAAUGUCUGUUUCACAGCAAGGAGGUCAAAUUUUUAACUAGUAUGGUCGAAAAUGUGACCCGUGCGGUGUGAACACUACGACCAUCUAAAUUUUUGUACUGAAAAGGCGUUUUAAAGGCGUGGCUGCGUAGAUGCGUGGUAACUCAGCUGGGAGACGCUAUUUUGGAUAUACUUAAGUAGCGCCCUGCACAUGGGUAGAUGAUUAAACUAUUGAAGUAAGUGAAAGUUCAAUUUGGUUCGUCAGUUCCGUAUGAACAGAAAGAAAUUAUUGUGUGGUGUUGAGUCGGAGAUUCGAAGAGUUAGUUAGCGCUUUCAUAAUUAAGAAUUGAGUUUUCCAUCCAUGGACUUUUUAGAAUCGGAUGACCGAGCACGGAGGAAACCAACAGUGGGACCGGAGUUACUCCAACACUCCAGUCCAAAAUAUCACAUCAUUCAUUGAACAUGCUUGUAGUGAUAUAGUCCGUGAUUUUGUUCGGUGUUUUUCACUUCAUGUUAUUGAUUCACAGGUGGAAAACUUAUUCUGCCUGGGAUCACCGCUGGCAGUAUUCCUGGCGUUACGAGGGCUUAGACCUCAAGAUGACGUGGAAGAUCACGUGCUUCCUAAGUCCGUUUGUAAGCGUUUGUUGAAUGUUUAUCAUCCAGCCGACCCUGUGGUAAGAUAUUAUGUACUAGUGUUCGACUGGUUUUGGUCCCAGUUUAAAGGUUUUAUGUUUCUAUAUUGGUGUGGGCUCUUUAGAUUUGAGGGCAAGGACGACCACAAGGAAGAGAUUUAACUUUAAGUUUUUCGCUCAUUCCCAAAAAUUUAACACCCCGGAAAGCUUCAUUGUACGUAGUUAGCACGCAGGAGGUUAAGCCCUCUCUCUAGCGCAAAAUAACGAAACUUCCAACAUUUGAUAACUUGUUUCGCCAGUAUGACACUCUCACUAAAACCCUUAGCAGAAUGACGACGGCUACCACGUUUUCCCGCCAAAAUGACGCGUGAGCCCCACUUGAGUUAAAAUCUCAUAUUAUUUUACGUAUAACAGUGAAUGGAGUGUUCCGUUGUUUUCAGGCGUAUCGUCUGGAACCUCUGAUCUGUGGAGACUACAGUAACAUUCCUCCUGUACAGCUGCACCGCUUUGACAGCAAACAGGCCGGAUACACCGAAGCUAAACCCAGCAAAACAGGGCAGGCAGCCGGUAAGUGGGGUGGCCUGUUCCGUGUUGGAUUCUCGAGACAGAAAACAGAAGAGGCCGACGCCAGCUCGAAUGGCGAAGAGAACAUGGACGAGGACGAUGUGGUGGUUGUACACAAUGCGGCAUCAGCGGACAAAAGUACAGGUAAACUUUUUUUAUUGACUUAUGGAUGCGCGCAGGGCGUUGCUUACCAAACACUUACCAUUUACACGAGAAAUCCGGAAAUUCUGCUUGGAAAAUCAAAUGGUUUGCGUCAUUCCGUUUGGGAAGCUCCAGAAAACUUGGGCUGUGAUUCGAGGAGAUGCAAUUUUUCUACUCUUUCUAGUCUGCUCAGGUGAUUUGGAUAUACAUUGUAUCAUCACAUCGUUUUUGAGCGACGCAUGGGAGCUAGAAGUGUGGUCUUUUUGCAUUCUUGGGCGAUGGUUUGCCCAAAUUUUUAGGGUAAAUCGUCACUAUUGAGUGAAGGCACUUCGUAAGACAAAUUUGAUAGCAUCGAGUCAUUUUAAAAGAGAGGAGAGCUCUCUUCCGGUUGACUUGCCUCGCUCAAAAACUUCUUUGCUUAAGGUUUCUUAUAACUCUGUCUCAGUAAUCCACAGCGUUGACUUACAGAUUCAUUUUGUACGAGUGUGCUGUUAUAUGGGCAUGCCCGAUGGCAUUUACGAAGGCAGAUUGGCCUUAUUACAGUUGCAUCUUAGGAGCCGCCUUGCCUUAUAGUUUUCCCAGACCUCUGUUUCAAAUCUAGGUUAAGUGCGUUUAGGUCCCGUCCACUCUUUUUGGCCUUGUUCAGAAAGACAUAACUUGAGGAAAUUGAACCCAACCCGAAACUCGUUUUAUGUCCCAAAAACCAGUAGAAACACUGAUAGAUGAUUUUCCUUCAGUGAAUGGCAGUGAAGGACAGUGUGUUGCCAUGGCUACAGACGGGCCGUCAUCAUCUCCGUCAAAGAGAAAAGGUUGGAUAGCGAGUCUGUUUGGUUCAACAUCCAGUAAUUCAAGUCAGGAAACAGAAGAAACAGAUAGCGCUAAAAAGCAAGAACAGAGCCAUAAAGAGGAACACAUAACAGUCCCUGCAAAAGGUAACUGCGCGUCGUCACGUGUUCGUACCCCGUUGAAGUCCUGAAUUUUUUUUCAGGCUUCUUUCGUAAUUGCAUAAAUUGCGUUCACAAAUGCGAGGAUCAUUUCUUCACUUGAUUUCAUUCCCGCAGUUCUUAUAUGAUUUAUUUCGCAUACAUCUAUCACCUGCACCUCCUUUGUAACAUUCCGCUACAGCCUUUUCGUUGAACGGUCGCGCGAUAGCAACGUGGCUGAGAGGUCAGCGAGCCUGACGCAGUGUACCUAAUGUGCAGGUCCGUGUUCUAGUCCACCUUUGACCAGUAGGGGAAGGUGUUUCUCUGGAGUACCGAGUUCAGUUCCUCGGCCAGCCCUUUAGAUAGCAACUGCUUUUCCCUCUGCCAACUAGCGUGCGUUUAUAAUUGAACGAUUUUUCCUCUAUUCAUAUUUGAGUAGUGUCUAAACAAUCUUGAACACUAUGAACAUACCGUUCACUUUUAGACUUAACCGUCAAAACUGUGGUGAUUCUUUUUUAAGUGAGUCUGGAUCAAAACUUUUGCAGCUUUAUCGGAGCAUUACGACUCUACCGUUUUUCCUCAAAUAUACGCCCGGGUAAAAAACAAACAAACAAGCAAACUGAAUCCUGAUAUGAUUCGUAGCCUUAAACGUCCGAGAACCAAUUGUACGGUCAAAAGUUUCCUCUGAGAGUGGUUGUGGUGGUAGUGGCAGGGUUCCAUCUAGGAUUUAUCGUUUGGGGGAGAAGUCCCGAGUGGCCGCAGGCCACGAGCUUCUAAGGGUGGUCCAGGGGCAUGCCUCUUCCCCAAAAUUUUUGAAAUGAAUAUGUGCUGAGAUCCAAUUUGGUGAAUUUUGAGAAGUAUAACAGUGUGUGCAGUGACCUGCAGUGACGAUAUAGUUACUUAAUACUGUAGUGACAACAAUAUUAAUUUUUUGGGGGGGAAGCUGGGCAUUUGGGGGGGUGGGAGCUUCUACCCCUCAAAUAUCCUAGAUAGAACCCUGGUGGUGGGAAGGGUAUUCCUAGGAAUUCCUGCUGGUGAUGUGCCGCCCUGUUCGCCAAAGACAAGAGAGAAUGAGCUAAUUCUCUCUUGCCAAAUACUGACCCUGUUUCAGACCAAAACUUGCAAUUUCCCAAAUCCGUUUUCACAUGCGGCUUCUGAAAGUUGUACGCUGUUUGUGAAACCAUUACUUUGUUCAAGCUAAGUCAAUGUUAUUUGAUCCUCUCUCACUAUAUAGUAGUAUUUGACUCUGCGCUGUUGUGGUUCCCUUGAAAACCAUACCCGAUUUUAGACCUUUAUGGGGAAAAUCUAUCCCCGUUUUUAGCCAAAAUAGCAAAUAAACCAUUGCCUUUUGCGCGGCAUUUACCUGUUCAGCUUUUAUAAUGAAGCAACCCUAAGGGUUUAGCUCGACCAAGGAGUUUAAGCAGCGGCGUUUUUGAGCGACGCACGUCGACCGGAAGUGAGCUUUUUUCUCUUUUAUUAUGCCUUGACGCUACCAAAUUUGUAUGGGUAAGUGUCUUUUUAACAAUUAUUCCUCGAGACCGAAUGGGCUCUGAGUCAAUAGCCCAUGGGGCCGAAGGCCGUAUGGGCUAUUGAGUCAGAGGCCAUGAGGGCGAGUUGGUCAAAAAUAUCGAGUUAAUCCUUUUUUGCCGCCAAAAAGCCCGCGCUUUUCGCUACUAGGGGGCUAUAACAUAGCCUAGUAGUAGCUCAACCAAUCAAAAUAUCGAGUUAAUCCUUUUUUGCCGCCAAAAAGCCCGCGCUUUUCGCUACUAGGGGGCUAUAACAUAGCCUAGUAGUAGCUCAACCAAUCAGAACGCAGCAUUGAUAAUAGACCACUAGUUGGAUCUUACUAAACUCUUAUAGAGACUAUUUGCCUAAAAUUUUUCCACAUCACGGCCGAAGGGUACAAAAAGUUCACUUCCGGUUGACGAGCGUCGCUCAAAAACGUCGUUGCUUAAACUCCCUCUUAUCUCAGAUCAGCUGUUCAUGUCCCGAAGAUCAUUGACUACAGUGUAGAACGUUUUUGUACAUCUAUAAGGAGGAGGUGUUCUCCUCUAACUUUGUUAACAUUAACACGUUAUAUUUUGUCUUUCAGUGCUGAAAGAGAGACUUGAUUACACAUUACGAGAGGGAUACAUGGAAAGCAACUACUGGUCAGCGGUUACUUCCCACGUGUCUUACUGGGCGUCAUGUGAUGUGGCGCGGUUUAUCCUUGAAAAUUGCCUGAAAAGUAACCCGGAUGUUACUGAAAAUAUGGAGCAGUCUUGACUUCGAAUUUACAGCAGUAAAAAUUAACCUGAUCAGUAAACUUAAAUAAGAGUAAAAAAUAAAAAGGUUAGCCGUUCACUUUGAUGAUAACUAACAAAAGAAAAUGAAAGGAAAUUUGUUGAGCUAGACCAUCAAUCCAUGGUGCUAUAAAUAUUUUGUGUGAAAACGACAGCCUGUCAAUGAAACCUCUGUUACUAAGCACAGCGUUUCAAAACCACCAAUGUUCUCCCAGAUAGCAGACUGGAAAACACGAGUCUUGUUCUUUUCUUCAAAAAAAAAUUAAUAAAUAAAAAGAGUGUAUAAAAUCUAGAGAAAUUUACGAUAUUUAUGAAGAGCGAAACAAAUUUUUGAACUAUGAUAAGAGCAAACUACACAUUGACAGCACAUAAGCAUAUCUAUAGAACACAAGAAUAAAACAGAGAUAUUAAAUAGUCUUGAUACUUUUAUUUUUCUAAAUGACCUUGAAAAGGUUUUUGAUUUGUGGCAAAAGUUUCGGUUGUUUGUGCCCAUCUGAAGUUAUACAUGAUUGUGACAUCUGUUCACUGUUUUCUGUUUAAAUGAAGAAAUUUAGUGCAGUUGAUUUUUGCUUUGUGUUAUUUUCCAUUUAUUUUUUUAAAGGAGAAUCCUUUGACAUCGAAGGCCUCCAAAAGUCGAAUUUCUAAGAAAAUCUCAAAUCUUAAUUUGUGAUAAAUCACGAAAAAGGAGGAGAUGAAUUUACAGCUCACGAGACAUUCGUUGUGGUCCAUACCUAUCAUCUCUCACGAAAAGCCUGUAUCUGUAGAUUAUUUAUGAAUUCUCUGAAAAUAAAUAG
Porites lobata is the source of this 15979-nucleotide messenger RNA. The record is from the annotation of a GenBank genome assembly. NCBI's taxonomy places the organism in Eukaryota, Metazoa, Cnidaria, Anthozoa, Scleractinia, Poritidae.